Molecule: messenger RNA, 2292 nt
Organism: Strongylocentrotus purpuratus (purple sea urchin)
Lineage: Eukaryota; Metazoa; Echinodermata; Echinoidea; Camarodonta; Strongylocentrotidae
Product: protein downstream neighbor of son homolog
Exons: 11
Coding region: 642-2081 (479 amino acids)
Biological process (GO): nuclear DNA replication
Cellular component (GO): nucleus
Source: RefSeq, a predicted model, not a curated record
GUUUAAUUGCGGGAUUUUGGAAAACAAAACACUGCAGAUGUCAACAGCGGAGUUGGACCCUUUUUUGUGAAGUUCUGAGAUUAAGCUUGAGAAGCAGGAGAGAUGUCAUCUAUGGAAAAUUCCCCAAGCAAGCAAUGGACCAAACCCUCGCACAUCAUGAAGGUCCGGUUGAAAAGAAAUCGCCGUAGCACCAGCGACCUGACCUCAAAGUCCUUCACAUCGACCCAAUCGCAGGUCAACUCUGGGUCACAAUCAACCGGAAACGGCCGGAGUGGGAAGAGGCGUAAUCCAUUCGGUAGCGGGGGUGGGGAUAAUGUGAUGAGGAGGAGAAUUCAAAGUGAAGUUGUAGGAGGCGAGAGACAGCAUGUUAAGAAGGAGAACGGGAGUAACCAUCGAAAGCUCUUCACUGCACUUGACUCACAGCAAGAUGAGGUAUUUGAUGUAGAGGCUUGCCAAAGACUGACCAAGGCUAUGAAAGCUAUGGAGGCAGAGGAGGAAGAAAAGACUGCAUCAAAAUCUACAAAAGAGCAGACUGAGCAAGUCAGUAGUAAACCACUUGCUAGAGGUAAACCUGACCUGACACCAGACUGGUGUCUCAGAACGCGUCUUCGUUUUACAUCACACAGCUCAUUCAGUCCACUAUGUUACUCAUCACUCUCAUUGUCUCCAUAUUUCAGCAGACUGAGCAAGUCAGUAGUAAACCACUUGCUAGAGGUAAACCUGACCUGACACCAGACUGGUGUCUCAGAACACGUCUUCGCUUUACAUCACACAGCUCAUUCAGUUGGUGCCAGCCGAUCCGUAUGAAGGAGGAAGCCAAAGGACUGUGCUCGUUUGUACAAGGUCAGCAUGGUCCUGACACCGAGGAGCAAGAGACUGGUGAGGAGACUAGCUGGAGGAGUGACCUUCAGCAGGCUACCAUGUGCUGGAUGCAUCCUGAUAUACCGUGGCUUAACCUCUUCCCCAGGGUGGUACCAGAACCAAAAAAGUUCAAACAAUCCAUUGCUACUAAGGAUACAACAAUAGCUAGUGCCUUGAUGACAAACUGGUCUGAGAGUUUCCGAUCUGUCUUCCACCUGCUGCGGUCGGGUCACUGCCCUUAUUUCUACCUCUGCACCCAUCACUUCACCGUUCUGUUCAGAGCCGCUGGUAUCGCUGCCACGCCCACUAUGCAUGCCCUCAUGACCCCUACCACCAGAGGGCUCAGAGAGGCACUGAAAACAGAAGGCAUUAGUUACACCAUGCCUUUACAUCAAGAAGCCCCAUCUCCAGUAGAAACAGAGACAACUACCGCAACUGCAGGUCAACAACAGAAAGCUACUGAAGAAAGCUGUCCUGAAGGAGAGAUAGAAGAGCAGUCUGAAGUAAACCAAGAAGAUGAUCAGAUAAAGAAAGAGAUCGCAGAGGAAGAGGAGGAAGUGGAAGACAUCCUUCGGAGCCCCACCAAGGCAUCGUCAUGGUUACAGAGCAUGGGUCUGGAUAAAACCAACUUUCCGUCCUUAGAGCCCACCAGAGUCAAAUUCCAAACUGACCAACUACUCAAACUGGACAAUCGGCCUCAAUCCCUGGUGCUAGUAGAAGGUCUGGACACCGCGGCCUUGUAUAACUUCCUACUGAACAGUCGGACGGUGCUGACCAGUGUAGGACCAUUAGCAGACAUACCGCCCACCAUCCUCUCUCCUAUAGCAUUCAAGGGUGCUACUCUGAACAGCUGCAAGCUGAAAUCAGGCACUCUGAAGCAACAAUCCAGCAAGUCCUCGCUGGUAGAGGUCAGCAGCUUAGAGGUCACAGGUCCCAUCAUGCCCCACAACGUCCACAGCCUCUGUGCUCUUCUCCGCAGAACACAAGAGGGCGCUUUCCAUAUGGCCCUCAGCAAUCACGAAGCAACUGCUCCGUUCACCAGCUGUACCUACUCCACCAAUGAGAAGUCAGGAGUGAGGGACGCAGGGGACGAGGAGAGAUUGAAAGCGAUGAGAACGAACUGUGGACUUUCAGAGAGACAGGUGGAAUAUUUGGGUAGCAAGUGUACUGUUAAUUUACCCACCAAGGAAGUGACAUGCACAGAUAGAUUGUUUCUGUAGUUAUAAUUAUAUCCUUGGGAAUAAACAAUAGAGGUAUACCGAGUAUAUUUUCAAAGUGUAAUACUGUAGAUAAAUUAAUUUUUGAAAUGAGAGGAACUUUUGUAGUUUGAAACUACCGGUAUCUGAUUGUGACUAUAUAAUGGUUGUCGGUUUGUGUGUUGUGAAACCAGUUUUGUCAUGUCAUGUUUCAUGUUAAAAGGCACCUUUGAGC